GUUGACAAUUCGAUGUCAAAAUGUAGAGUGUUUCUAUCUGGCGGACUUUGAAUGUUGGCCAACAGUGGAGUUGAGUGAAGGAUGUUAUAUCACUGUGCCAAACUAUGCCGCACGGUACAGUGCAGAUACUGGCAUCAAACCCGGGUUGCGUCGAAAUUAUCAGCUGCCGAAAUUUUGAGUGCCGAACGUUUCAACAAGUGCAUUGAAUGCACUCGGGUAUCUCCGGCAAUUUCAAUGCAGUGGGGUAAAACGGGAGUGGAAGCAGCUGUUCUAGUUCCGGUUUGUACUGACGAAAAGGGGGAAGUGUCUUUGUUGUAUACGAGGCGUUCUGGAAAACUGAGUAGACAUGUUCGUCAAGUUUCGUUUCCCGGUGGUAUCAAAGAUCCAACCGAUGCAUCGUAUGAAGACUGUGCCUUACGUGAAACUGAAGAAGAGAUCGGAUUACCGCGAUCACGGGUUAAAAUCUGCGGUAUUGGAAAACUUCUCCAUCCACCACGAGGCGCUGCGAUAAUGCCUGUGUUCGGGAUAAUAGAGAAUUUCUCAACGAGCGAGCUGACGAUAAACCCCGACGAAGUUGAUGAGGCUUUCACACUACCGCUGAGCAAAUUGUCAUCAGAAGCCCACAGAUAUCACACCCAAUUUCGUGAUGGAUAUAGUGCUCCUGUGUUUCUAGUCGGGACCAACAAAGUAUGGGGAAUUACUGGUGUUAUAACACAUAAUUUUCUAUCUUGUCUGUUACCUGAUAUUUAUAGUAGGAAAAUUCCAUAUGUUAAAUCUUAUAGAACCGCAUGACAUUUUGUGUUUAUGUUCCAGUUGAAAUAUAUUUGUUCGUUAAAAAUAUAA
Molecule: messenger RNA, 843 nt
Organism: Hermetia illucens (black soldier fly)
Lineage: Eukaryota; Metazoa; Arthropoda; Insecta; Diptera; Stratiomyidae
Product: nucleoside diphosphate-linked moiety X motif 8
Exons: 2
Coding region: 82-792 (236 amino acids)
Molecular function (GO): coenzyme A diphosphatase activity
Source: RefSeq, a predicted model, not a curated record